CUGGAAGACAAGCUGGGACUAGAUCUUGAGUGGACAGUGAUCGAAGACCGCGCGGUCCUCGAGAAUUCCCCCAAAGAUGCUGUCCAAGCGCGUUUUCUCGAGUGGGUGAACGACCGCUCUGUCGAGCUGGACGGUGAAGGGGCGGACGCACCUUGGCUUGUCGAAGACCUGCCUAGAUUCAGAUACUGCCUCUACGUCGACGAGGUGUGCUUCAAUAACCUUACUGCCUUUCCACCAGCUGGGACAGUGGACGCGCAAUGGUGCCUUCAUGGAGGAGAAGUCAUCAUGAUUGACGGCACCUAUGAACACGACGAUGCUGGAGAUGGCGGCUAUGAACCAGUCGAAGGCAACAUGGACUACCAUGUCGGAUGGGCAAAAAUAAAUGUUAUCGGCCUCGCUGAGUUAUGCUCGCUUCUGUCGUGCAGCUCUGGCAAUGAGAUGUGGAUGGUGGUGUAUCGCGGACAUCGUCCAGACACUCAAACCAAACUUGACAUAACGUGUGGCAAACCGCUUCCAGUGGUUCGAACCAUUUGGCGUACCGUACGGCAAACGGAUGAAGGGAAACGCCGAGGUGUAGACACUGAGCAGUCCUCGGGCAAGGCUUUCAAGCAGCAGAGGUGCAGCAGAGUUUAGCAUCAGCAUGGAGUAGCCUCGUGCUAUCAAGUUGCCAUUUGUC
Molecule: messenger RNA, 676 nt
Organism: Microdochium trichocladiopsis
Lineage: Eukaryota; Fungi; Ascomycota; Sordariomycetes; Xylariales; Microdochiaceae
Exons: 1
Coding region: 286-633 (115 amino acids)
Source: RefSeq, a predicted model, not a curated record